Xiphias gladius (swordfish) is the source of this 1272-nucleotide messenger RNA. RefSeq names its product LIM homeobox 2b (gene lhx2b). Gene Ontology annotation, biological process: regulation of transcription by RNA polymerase II; neuron differentiation. The transcript is spliced from 5 exons. Gene Ontology annotation, cellular component: nucleus. Lineage: Eukaryota; Metazoa; Chordata; Actinopteri; Istiophoriformes; Xiphiidae. Gene Ontology annotation, molecular function: DNA-binding transcription factor activity, RNA polymerase II-specific; RNA polymerase II transcription regulatory region sequence-specific DNA binding. The record is from RefSeq and is a predicted model, not a curated record. The coding region runs from base 1 to 1272 and encodes 423 amino acids.
AUGGACAUCUUGGCUUGCAGAUCCGAAGAGAACAGUUAUAACAUUCUCCCCUCUGCGGCUACGAUGCUUUUCCAUGGCCUCCCUGGAGGCGAUGUGCACGGUGUGGUGGAAGAAAUGGACCGGAGAGGAAAGAGCGAGUCAGCAGCCAUCAGCUCAGCCAUCGAUAUGGGGGAAUCAGAGACGUCCAUGCCGUGUAUGACCAGCGAGCGCGUGGCUCUGUGCGCGGGCUGCGGCAGGAAGAUCGCGGACCGCUACUAUCUGCUGGCCGUGGACAAACAGUGGCACAUGCGCUGCCUCAAAUGCUGCGAAUGCAAACUCAACCUGGAGUCCGAGCUCACCUGCUUCAGCAAGGACGGCAGCAUCUACUGCAAGGAGGACUACUACAGAAGAUUUUCGGUGCAGAGAUGCGCUCGGUGCCACCUGGGCAUCUCAGCCUCGGAGAUGGUGAUGCGAGCCCGGGACCUGGUCUACCACCUCAACUGCUUCACCUGCACCACGUGCAGCAAGAUGCUCACCACCGGGGACCACUUUGGCAUGAAAGACAGUCUGGUAUACUGUCGGCUGCACUUUGAGACUCUCAUCCAGGGAGAAUAUCAGACACAUUUUAACCACGCGGACGUUGUCCCACACAAAGGUCUGGGCCCGACCAACGCACUUGGACUAUCCUACUUCAACGGCGUGGGGACAGUGCAGAAAGGCCGGCCCAGGAAGAGGAAAAGCCCCGGGCCGGGGACCGAGCUGGCUGCUUAUAAUGCAGGUAAGAAGGACAUUUCUACAAAGAUCUGUAACGAGAAUGAUGGCGAGUCCAUGGACCGAGACUCCCAGUACAGCUCCAGUCAGAAGACCAAGCGUAUGCGAACAUCCUUCAAGCACCACCAGCUGAGGACUAUGAAGUCCUACUUCGCCAUCAACCACAACCCAGAUGCCAAGGACCUCAAGCAGCUCGCCCAGAAGACUGGCCUCACCAAGCGGGUCUUACAGGUCUGGUUCCAAAACGCUCGGGCUAAGUUCAGGAGGAACCUGCUGCGACAGGAAAGCACUGGGGUAGACAAGGCAUCCGACGGCUCCACGCUGCAGGGUGGGACACCAUCAGGCCCAGCCUCAGAGAUCUCCAAUGCCUCCAUGAGCCCCUCCAGCACCCCAACCACCCUGACAGACUUGACAAACCCCACCAUGCCCACUGUCACCUCUGUGCUCACCUCAGUGCAGGGCGGCAUGGAUGGCCACGAGUGCCGGAGCCCAUCACAGACCACGCUGACCAGCCUCUUCUGA